This is a messenger RNA of Somion occarium, 1084 nucleotides long. NCBI's taxonomy places the organism in Eukaryota, Fungi, Basidiomycota, Agaricomycetes, Polyporales, Cerrenaceae. The record is from the annotation of a GenBank genome assembly.
UCGCGUUAGCCUUCAGAUACCCAAAAAUCACCACUUCCAAGAAAUCCAACGAAGACUAAAUUAGAGCACAGGCCUGCGGUCAUGUCCUGUGUCCUCUACGUGAAGUCUUGCUUGAGAUGCUGACUCACUUCAACCUGAUCAAUGCAUGAAACCGUGACAUCGGGGGGUAAAUUUGGGGUCAAAAAAUGCCAGUGGUUCACCAGUGAUUUUCCAAACUAGAGGCGUUGCGAUGGAGGGUCACUAUUUCAUUCAACAGAUGCUUCGAAUCAUAGUACAGCGUGUAGGCUGUGCGUGCGAGUCGACGCCGUGCACGUUGGUUGUUGUUGUGAAACGGGAGAAGAACUGGUGGUACGGCAUCCAACUACUUAUCAUAGGCUUUAGAUGUGUUUUUACUAGAACCACAGUGUGAAUUUGAUUCACAACCACUAAAGCUCUUCCUUUCAUGCCUCCUCGUAGCCGCAUCACAAGUCCGUUAUGUCGUGCCCCGUGGAGCAGCACACGUUGGCCGUAGUGACUUCGAUAUUGGACAGCCAACUCUUUACAUAUUCAUCGUCCCACUUGAUAUUGAUUUCGCACUUUCGGUGGAGUAUCACAACUCGACUGGGUCGAAAGGUCUAAAGUCCUGCUGCUUGACCUGGAGAAGUUGCAACAACAAGCACCUCUUCACUUUUGCAACCAACUCAACCAACUAAACCGUUCUCUCUAUCAACAUGUUCUCCACCAAAGUUAUCACCUCUGUCGUCGCCACAGCUAUACUUUUCGCUGCUCAUGCUCAAGCAGACACCACCAUCCCUCGCGCCGCCUUGAUCGCCACUGACCCAGUCGCGGCGUGCAACCCUCCAAACAAUGGAGACCAUACCACUGGCUCGAGCUGCAAGUUCUUCUCUGGACCCUCUGACAACUCCCCCGUCAUCUCUGGCACCUGUGCUCCCCAAAAUGGAGUCCUCACUUGCGUCCAGUGAUUGGUUCAACAGCCCGAUAUACAGUCUACAGUAGUGUCGAGUAGAGAGAAGUUGAAGCUCGAAUUCACACUCGAACAAUGAAUGUACCAUGCACUCGAAUUCCAUGAUAUUUGCUAUUUUCC